AAAAUGUCAACCGAAAUGGCGCCUUCUUUUCAUUAAAGUACGCCGCACGUUGAUCCUGUUGAAAAUCAUCAAAAACUGAUAUUUUAAGUAAUUUAAUGCAAAAUGGCAAGUAUAAAUCUGGACAAGGAGACUUUGCAUAGGCGCCUAAAAAGACUAUACGCAGCCUGGAAGGAUUCGGAUGGUGAAAAUGGCUUCUCGAAAAUGGACGCUUUGGUAGCCGCUGUGGGUAAGGACGAUGAUAUUGUUUACAGCAAAUCUAGUGCCUUGCAUACAUGGCUUUUGGGCUACGAACUCACUGAAACAAUAAUAGUACUUACUGAGGAUAAAGUCCAUUGCUUAGGCAGCAAAAAAAAGAUAGAAUUCCUCAAACAAGGCGAGAGCAAGGAUGAGAAUCACAUAAAACUCAAUUUGAUUGUUAGAGAGAAGGAUAAAGACAAUGAAAACUUUAAGACGCUCAUUAAAGCUAUAAAAGCAAGCAAAAACGGCAAAGUCGUUGGCUAUUUUCCUAAAGAUAAUUAUCAAAGUCCUUUGUUGGAUGGUUUCAAAGCUGCUCUCAAAGAAGAAAACUUUGAAAUGUUCGACGCUAAUGCUCCUAUAGCAUAUUUAAUGGCCCCCAAAGAAGAUUCAGAAGUUACAAGCCUCAGAAAAGCAUCUGUAGUCUCUGUAGAUGUUUUUACAAAAUACCUGAAAGACCAAAUAAUGGAGAUCAUUGAUGCCGAAAAAAAAGUGAAACACAGUAAACUUGCUGAAGGAGUCGAAUCAGCCAUACAAGACAAAAAAUAUGUGUCGGGAGUAGAUGUAAGUCAAAUAGAUAUGUGCUAUCCAGCAAUUAUUCAGUCAGGAGGCAACUACAGUCUUAAAUACAGUGCUGUAAGUGAUAAAAACAAUUUACAUUUUGGUUCAAUUAUAUGCUUUUUUGGAGCAAGAUAUAAGCUUUAUUGUUCAAAUAUUGCAAGAACCUUACUAGUAAAUCCUACAGAGGAAAUGCAAGGUAACUACAACUUUUUAUUACAACUCGAAGAGGAAUUAUUGAAAAAAAUGCAACCUGGCACAAAACUAUCUGCAGUCUACGAAACUGGCUUAGCUUAUGCCAAAAAAGAAAAACCAAAUUUAGUGGAUAAUUUAACGAAAAAUUUUGGAUUUGCAAUUGGCAUUGAAUUUAAAGAAAGCUCUUUGAUGAUCGGCCCUAAAACACAUGCUGUCCUAAAAAAAGGCAUGGCGUUUAACUUAAACUUGGGCCUUACUAAUUUAACUAACAAAGAUGCCACUGAAAAAGAAGCAAAAGUAUAUGCCCUCUUCAUAGGGGACACCGUUUUGAUAAAUGAUGGCCAACCAGCAAGUAUUUUGACCAACAGCAAGAAGAAAAUGAAAAAUAUUGGUAUUUUCCUUAAAGAUGAUUCGGAAGAAGAAGAGAAUGAUGAGGAAAAAGAAAAUACACCUAAACCUGAAGUAUUAGCAGGCAGAGCCAGACGCACUGCUGUUUUAGAAUCUAAAUUAAGAACAGAACAUACUUCAGAAGAAAAAAGAAAAGAACAUCAAAGAGAAUUGGCACUUCAACUAAACGAAAAAGCAAAAGAACGUCUGGCUAAACAAAGCGGAGGAAAGGGCGUUGAAAAAGUAAGAAAAAGCACUGUGUCUUAUAAAAAUGUCAACCAGAUGCCCAGGGUUCCAGAAGUGAAAGAAAUGAAAAUAUUUGUAGACCAAAAAUAUGAAACAGUUAUAUUGCCAGUUUAUGGAAUAGCUGUGCCUUUCCAUAUUUCAACAAUCAAGAAUAUUUCUCAGUCGGUUGAAGGCGAUUAUACUUAUCUGCGUAUCAACUUUUUCCAUCCUGGAUCUACUAUGGGGAAGGAUGGUAAUUUCCAAAAUCCUGAGGCGACCUUUGUCAAAGAAGUAACAUAUCGCAGUACCAACACUAAAGAGCCAGGUGAAAUUUCACCACCGUCGUCAAACCUAAACACGGCUUUCCGUUUAAUCAAAGAAGUCCAAAGAAAAUUCAAAACCCGCGAAGCAGAAGAAAAAGAAAAAGAGGACUUGGUUAAACAAGACACUUUAGUUUUGUCACAAAACAAGGGAAAUCCCAAACUGAAAGAUCUGUUCAUUAGACCAAAUAUUGUUACCAAAAGAAUGACUGGAAGCUUGGAAGCGCACACAAACGGUUUCCGUUACACUUCAGUCAGAGGAGACAAGGUUGAUAUUUUGUAUAAUAACAUAAAGAAUGCGUUCUUCCAGCCUUGCGACGGAGAAAUGAUAAUUUUGUUACAUUUUCACUUAAAACACGCAAUCAUGUUUGGUAAAAAGAAGCACGUCGAUGUACAAUUCUACACUGAAGUUGGUGAAAUCACAACUGAUUUAGGCAAACACCAGCAUAUGCAUGACAGAGACGAUCUGGCUGCUGAACAAGCAGAAAGAGAACUGAGGCACAAGUUAAAAACUGCUUUCAAGAGCUUCUGCGAAAAAGUCGAAUCCAUGACCAAAACAGAAAUAGAAUUCGAUACUCCAUUCAGAGAAUUAGGAUUUCCAGGUGUGCCAUUCCGUUCCACAGUAUUAUUGCAACCAACUUCUGGAUGUUUAGUCCAUUUAACAGAAUGGCCGCCAUUUGUUAUCACUUUGGAAGAUGUUGAACUGGUGCACUUUGAACGUAUCCAGUUUCACUUGAAAAACUUUGAUAUGGUGUUUGUAUUUAAGGAUUACAAUAGGAAAACGGCCAUGGUGACUGCUAUACCAAUGAACAUGCUGGAUCAUGUCAAGGAAUGGUUGAAUUCGUGUGAUAUUAGGUAUUCUGAGGGAGUUCAAUCACUUAACUGGGUGAAAAUUAUGAAAACUAUUACUGAUGAUCCCGAUGGUUUCUUUGAAAGUGGCGGCUGGACUUUCUUGGACCCUGAAUCUGAUGUAGAAGCUGCACAGGAAGAAGAAUCCGAAGAUGAGGAUGAAGUCUACCACCCAUCUGACUUAGAAUCUGUAUCCGAGGAAAGUGAAGAAGAUUCCGAAUACUCUGAAGGUGAUACUGAUGAAAGUGAUGCAUCUCUUGAUGACGAAUUGGGUUCAGAUGAAGAAUCUGGUAAAGACUGGUCUGAUUUGGAAAGGGAAGCGGCCGAAGAAGACCGUGAAAGAGUUUAUGAUGGAUUUGAAGAUCGCAAAGGUCGACCUGGAGGUGGAGGCGGAAAACCUUUUCCUUCCAAAGAUCGAUCCAAAGAGAAAUCGUCAAGUAAACAUUCCAGCUCCAACAGGAGCGGUUCCAGCAGUAAACACGGUUCCUCGAGCAGACACAGCAGCAGCAGAGAUAAGGAUCGUGACAGAGGUAAAGACAAACACUCUUCAUCUAGUUCAAGACAUAAGUCGUCCUCCAGCAGUUCGCCGUCGAAAAGUCGCCAUAGUUCUUCUAAAGACAAAGAUCGUCACCAUUCUUCGUCUUCUUCUGGCAAGAAGAGGAGCCGCGACGAUAGCGGUAGCGGUGACAGGCACAAGUCAAAGAAAUCCAGAAAGUGAAGGGUUUCGUUUUUCAAUUAAUUUUAGUUAUUGGAAACAUAUUGAUUUUGAAAUGAUUGAUUUCAUUCAUUUUUUUGUGGAUGUUCUCAAUCCACAAAAAUGUAAAUACAACAUACGUUUUAAAAUUAAGGAUGAAUCUCACAUUUCAAAAUUUAUUGUUUUUUUUGUCGUUCAUGUUUCAUUUUUAGAUUUAAGUUUUUUAAUUAGUGCAUACCUUUUAGAGAUUUAAGUUAUUUUGAUAUUUUCUCAAACCAUUGGUUAUUGUUAUAGUUUGAAUACUUUGAAAAUGUAGCCAACAUUUCGCCCUUAUUUUAUUGUUUAUUGAAUUAAAGAUGUAAGUUAUCUC
This is a messenger RNA of Ceutorhynchus assimilis (cabbage seed weevil), 3832 nucleotides long. The record is from the annotation of a GenBank genome assembly. NCBI's taxonomy places the organism in Eukaryota, Metazoa, Arthropoda, Insecta, Coleoptera, Curculionidae.